AAGAAGAUCAACCGUGCCCCAUCCCCUGCUAGACCCAAGGACGUUCCCGGCUGGUCGCUAGCCAAGAGCCGGCGGAGCAGCGGCAGCAACCCGGGCUCUCCUGCCUCUCUGUCCGGGAAGGCGGGGCCCGGCCAGCCUCGGCCCGAGAAGAAAGGCCGCAGCGGCCCGCAGCCCGGGGCUCGGGGCUCGGGAAAGGGCGCGCCGGGCCGAGCCGGGGCCAAGGCAAAGGGCCGUCCCCGCGACGAGCCCCCGGGACGGGCCUCGCAGCCUCCGCUGCUGCCACAGCCGCCGCCGCCGACGGCCCUGAGCCUCACGGACAGCAGCUCCGAGGUGUCGGACUGCACGUCCGAGGAGAACAAGCUGCUGUCCUUGGAGCUGGCUCUGAGCAGCGAUACCGAGUCCGGCGGCGGCAGCGGCAGUGGCAGUGGCAGCGGGCGGGAGCGACCGGCGGGGACCGGAGCCGGAGCUGGGGCCGGGGGCCGCGUCCAGGGGCAGCCGGCGUCGCGCAGCCCUCAGCCGUGCCGCCUCGCCUCCCCUGGCGCCUCGCCUCUCCCGGAUGAGCAGUCCGCAGCAUCUCUGGGCAGCAGCCGCCUGCCCCUCAGCACGUCGCUGGCCUUCUCCGAUCUCACCGAGGAGCUGCUGGACUGCGGGCCCGACGGCUUCGUGCGGGAGCUGGAGGAGCUGCGUUCGGAGAACGACUACCUCAAGGAUGAGAUCGAGGAGCUGCGGGCCGAGAUGCUGGAGAUGCGGGAUGUCUACAUGGAGGAGGAUGUCUACCAGCUCCAGGAGCUCCGGCAGCAACUGGACCAAGCCAGCAAGACCUGCCGCAUCCUGCAGUACCGUCUACGCAAGGCAGAACGGCGCAGCCUACGAGUGGCCCAGACAGGCCAGGUGGAUGGGGAGCUCAUUCAUAGCCUGGAGCAGGAUGUCAAAGUUUCCAAAGACAUCUCUGUGCGUCUGCAUAAUGAGCUGGAGGUGGUGGAAAAGAAGAGAAUCCUGGAGGAGGAGAAUGAAGAUCUUCGACAGAGGUUGAUCGAGGCAGAGCUGGCCAAGCAAGUGCUCCAGCAUGAGAUGGACAAACCUCGAGAGCAUUCCUUGAAGAAAAGAGGAACUCGUUCACUUGGAAAAACAGAAAAGAAGGCAUCAGUCCAGGAGGACAAUGCAGAUCUGAAGUGUCAGUUACACUUCGCCAAGGAAGAGUCAGCCCUGAUGUGCAAGAAGCUCACCAAAUUAGCUAAGGAAAAUGACAGUAUGAAGGAAGAACUGGUCAAAUACCGCUCUCUCUAUGGGGACUUGGACAGCUCCUUGUCUGUGGAGGAGCUGGCUGACUCCCCUCAUUCACGCGAGGCUGAGUUGAAGGUACACCUAAAGCUUGUCGAGGAAGAGGCCAACAUCUUGAGCCGCCGGAUCGUCGAGCUCGAGGUUGAAAAUCGGGGGCUGAGAGCAGAGAUGGAAGACACCAAAGGGCAGGGCGACAAGGACUACAUUGGCCCUGAUAUACGGUUUGCUUUUUCUUCCACAAACUGUGGGGGGGAAUCUGGGGAGAGCCUGGCUGAGCUGCGGAGACACCUUCAAUUUGUGGAGGAGGAAGCCGAGCUCCUGAGGAGGUCUUCUGCUGAGUUGGAAGACCAAAACAAACUUCUCAUGAAUGAGCUGAACAAGUACAAGUCGGAACAUGACCUGGACGUCACCUUGUCAGAGGACAGCUGCUCAGUGAUCAGUGAGCCAUCUCAGGAGGAGCUGGCCACUGCCAAGAUCCAGAUCAGUGAGCUCAGUGGGAAGGUAAAGAAGUUGCAGUAUGAGAAUCGGGUCCUGCUCUCCAACCUGCAGCGCUAUGACCUAGCUUCCUGUCAGACUAUGCGGCCCAUGCUUGAGACGGAUGCCGAGGCUGGGGAUUCUGCCCAAUGUAUCCCCACUACCCUCUGGAGAGAAGUGCCCAUUGGGGGAGAGAAUGAUACCCUAGGCCACCCUGAACGGACACUGGACAAUGGUGUCACAAAGCUGCCUGACACCCACCUCACCAAGCUCUUUAAAGCCAGAGACCUGGAGGCUCUGCCUGGCAUCAGGGACCAGGCUGCCCUGGUCAGCAAAGCUAUCGAUGUAUUAAUUUCAGAUGCCAAUGGCUUCAUAUCCAGCCUCAAGCUAUGCCUGGACAAUGACUGUGCAGACCUCAUGUUGAAUGAGUCCCUGGAUAACAGUGAGAGCCCCAGUGAUUCCAAACUUAUCAACAUUAUCUUCAUGAGGCUUGGGCUCCUGCAACAGGAGCUGAACACCUUCAUGAGGAAAGUGGAUAACAUUGGGGACUCCCUGAAAGAGUCUACAGAAACCUCUCUGCCAACCCCCGGGGCUCAGGACUCCUCCAAGGAAGUUCUGGGCAAAGAGCAUGGCUCUGACUUCCAGCUUGACUUUAGAGACCUGCCAGACUGGGAGCCCCGGGCCAGGGAAGCCUUCUGCAGCACUAGCAGCGACCCGGACCCUAAACCUGAACUCACCCGGAGCUACAAGACUUAUCAAGCUGACGACAAUGAAUCCUAUGCCACUGAGAUCAAAGAACUACAACUGGUGCUCUCAGAAGCCCAUGAGAGCCUCAGGGGCCUUCAAGAACAGCUCUCCCAAGAGAGGCAGCUGCGUAAAGAGGAUGCAGAGAAUUUCAAUCAAAAAAUCUUCCAGCUGAAGGAAGAUCAACAGAAGACUCUGCUGCGGAGGGAGUUUGAGCUGCAGAGUGUGAACCUCCAGAGGAGGCUAGAGCAGAAGUUCUGGAGCCAGGAGAAGAACCUCCUGGUACAGGAAUCCCAACAGUUCAAGCAGAACUUCCUGCUGCUUUUCAUGAAGCUUAAGUGGUUCCUCAAACGCUGGAGACAGGGCAAGAUCUUACCCAGUGAGGGAGGUGACUUUCUAGAGGUGAACAGCAUGAAGGAGCUCUACCUACUAAUGGAAGAGGAAGAGCUAAACCCCCAGCAUUCUGACAAUAAGUCCUGUGUGGGGGACAUCUGGACACAGAACACUCCCAAUGAGUACGUGAAGACUCUUGCAGACAUGAAGAUCAUCCUGAAAGAGCUGUGCCGAGAGCUUCGGGAAGAGCGGCGGGGCAUGAAUGAGCUCCAGCAGCAGUUUGCUAAGGCUAAGUCUGCCUGGGAAAUGGAAAAGACUGAGCUCAAGUGUCACCUGGCACAGCUGGAGCUGAAACCUGGGAAAGGAGUGGGCGAGCGGGCCCUCCCUGACUGGAAGGCCAUCCUGAAAAGAGAAAGGGAGGAACAUCAGCACCUCCUGGCUGAGUCCUACAGUGCAGUCAUGGACCUCACCAAACAGCUGCAGAUCAGUGAGAAGAACUGGGACCAACAGAAGAUAGAGCUGCUGGAUAGAUUCAAAGAUGAGAAGCAGCAGGCUGAGCAGCAGGUUAAGGAGCUACAGAAUAAAAUAAGCCAGUUGCAGAAGGGAGCUGAUUCCUGGGCUUUGAAACACAUUGAAAUGGAAAAACAUGACAGUAGCUGGAAAGAGACUCUCAGUGAGAAGAUACAUGACAAAGAAACCAUUUCUGAAGUUGAUGCCAAUGGAACCAACUUAAAAAGGACCAAAUCUGUUUCUUCUAUGUCUGAGUUUGAAAGUUUACUGGACUGUUCUCCUUACCUUCCGGGCAAAUCAGCCAACAUAGUCAGUGAAACUUCCAGAGGCAAAAAGACCUCUCCAGCUGCCUCCUUGCUUCCCAAUACCCUAAUGGAUACUGCCACAGUGAACCCUGCCAGAAUUGCCUUUGUGGACAAUGAGCAAACCAGUCCAGAAAAGGGGACCAAGGAGAAGCUGGGGCUCUCCCCUAGAGACUGCAAUAGGAGAGGCAGCCUGGCCUACCAGGAUUGUACCCAGAAGCAGAUGCAGAGGAGCUACACAGCUCCUGAUAAGACAGGCAUCCGGAUUUAUUAUAGUCCACCUGUGGCCCGUAGGUUAGGGGUCCCUCUGGUCCAGAAUAAAGAAGGAAAAAUUCUCAUUGAGCCUGGCUUCCUCUUUACUAUGGCCAAGCCCAAAGAGUCAGCAGAGUCAGAAGGCCUGGCUGAAAGUACAUAUGGCCGGUGGCUGUGUAACUUCUCCAAACACCGGGAACUUUUGGACAGUAGCCCAGUCAAUAGUUCUGCAGCUCCUGUGCCCAAUUUCCCCUCUGCCCUACAUGACUUUGAGAUGUCAGGCAACAUGAGCGAUGACAUGAAAGAAAUCACCAACUGUGUCCGCCAGGCCAUCCGCUCUGGCUCCCUGGAGAGGAAGGUGAAAAGCAUGUCAAGCCAGACUGUAGGGCUGACAAGUGUAGGCACCCAGACCAUCCAGACAGUGAGUAUUGGUCUUCAGACUGACCUGCCUCGGGGAAGCCUGCAUGGCAAGAGCUGGUCACCCCGUAGCUCUUCUCUAGUAUCUGUUCGAAGCAAACAGAUAUCUUCUUCACUGGAGAAGGUCCAUUCUCGGAUUGAAAGACCUUGUUGUUCUCCCAAAUAUGGGUCACCAAAGCUUCAGAGGAGAUCUGUGUCCAAACUGGAUAGCUCUAAGGACCGAAGUCUGUGGAAUCUUCACCAGAGUAAGCAAAAUGGGUCAGCUUGGGCCAGGUCUACUACGACCCGAGACAGCCCAGUCUUAAGCAACAUUAAUGAUGGACUAUCUAGUUUGUUCAAUGUAGUAGAGCACUCUGGGAGCACCGAGUCUAUCUGGAAGCCAGGGAGCCAGGAGACCCGCACCAAACCAGAGACUCACAAAUAUGGUAUCGUACAGGAGUUUUUUCGUAAUGUGUGUGGCCGCUCACAGAGUCCCACUUCUGGGACAGAUCGGAAAGAAGUAGUGGGAGAUGAGUGCACCAAAAAGCCAGAGCCUCUUUCCCCAGCAAGUUACCACCAGUCUGAGGGCAUUGCCAGGAUUCUGAGCAAGAAAACUCCAAAGCUGAGCAGUUGUGAGGAGGUCAGGCCAGCUUUACUCUCUCAGGGGGGUAAGGAUGGAACCCCUCGAGAUCUGGAUGGCAAUUUGACUGUGGCUAAUGAGGAUGCCAUGUGUGACUGCAGUGCCCAGUCCCUGACCUCCUGCUUUGCUCGGCCUUCCCGAUCCAUCACCAGGCAUUCUCCCUCUAAAUGCAGACUACAUCCCCCUGAAAUCAUCCGGGGAGGGGAAGAGAGGACAGCUUCUUCCAGUGAAUGAUCAUGCUGCGAAGGGACAGAACAGCAAUGCUCCCCCUUGCCCCAUCCCACCCCUCAGUCAACAGUCAUUGUGAGAAGCCAAAUCUCCAAUGACCCACUGAAUGGAUCUGGAUCAGCUGAUAUGAAGCAACAGGGCCCAGAGGGGGUCCAGAAGCCCAUACAUCUGUCUCCUAAACACCACCUUGCCUUGGAAGGAGGAUUUAAGAAGCAGAUGUUGCACCAAAGCCUGGAAGCCUAUGGAAUAGGUUCCAAGGGAAAGAAAUGCAAGAGAUUCCUUUUGCAUGAGGCACCAGAGAUAUUAUCUGCUGAUCAGUAUAAUGACCUCCAACAUUCAGAUGAGAAGACAAGGAAUGGAAGAGAUCAAAGUCAUAUGUUGGAACAUCACUGCUAGGGAUCUUCUCUGGGAGCCUCUUCUUGGGUGCUGAGGGAGUAGCAGGAAUAUUUUGCUCAACUCAAAUGUUUUUCUUAGGAUAUCUAAUAGGGAGGUAUCCUUUGGGGACUACAGAUCCCCCAAACAGGCAGCCACACUACAGCUACACCUGAUGUGGUUUUGAGAAGAGAUUUCAACAGCCUAAGUCUUAAACCUUAAACUCUUCAGAGGGAUGCUUUCCCCCUGUAAUCUUCUAUUGCAUCAGGAAGAGUUCCUUUUAAACAACAGCUAAGCCAGAAGGCACUGGCAGUUCCUGGCUAUAUGUGGAGUAAAAGGCCAGGAGCUUUAACAAGAAAUCUGGUUGUACCAAAUGGAUGACACUGUAUAUCUCCAUUACCAUGCAUUACAGUUCAAACACCCAGUGUUGAGAAGACAUAAUCCAUCCCUUGGGACAACCCAAUGAAGUCUUUGUGAAACACAUGAUCGGCUCUGACUAUCACAUAACAGUGAAGUAAACUUUGGCUUCUACUCUGAGGCCUGGCAUAAUCCCUUCCUCCUUCUCUCACAUUUCUUACCCUCUGGCUCUUGCUGCCCUGGAUUUCUGUGACUCUCCAUGGAGUAUGAUAGGGUAGUCAGCCACCUUGCAAAGUCUGGAUCUUCAUAUUCUAGAAGUAAGGGGUUUUGCAUCCCCUAUCUUUGGCAGCUUGUGUCCAACAAUGAUGUAGAAAAACUAAUACCAGACUUGUGGGGGCUCGGGACAGGGAAUGUAGGCCUCAGGAUCUGGGUACACUUACGAAAAGCCAGGUAGCCACCAAUCUAACAGAGAUUUUCAUUGUCUUUGAAGCAUUUGGACAUCAUUGGCUUGAAUCUCUGCUCUUUCCUCAGACAUCCUAGAGCAGUAGCAGCCUCAAUACUAUGUUUACAUCGAGCAGUGGAAAGCAAAGACGUUCUUGCUAAACAACCUUGGUGGACAGUUUAGUUGACUUAGCCAGAGCAAACCUGCUAUCUCCUGGACUGUGGGGUAGAAAGACUCCAGAGCCUCCUCCUGAGGCCCUGACACAUGAUACUGUUGAAUUUUCCUGACUAUAAAUAUUUAAGGUAGUUUAUAUUAUUUUAAUAAUUUAAUUAAUCCCCAAAUCCCUAGAGUAAUUUAUUGAAGAUUGAGAGGUAUCCUGUUCAUCAGGACACAGGGCAAAAUGGUGUUUGUUCCCAUUGAAAUGUUGAAAUGUCAGGGAAGUUGAGGGGGAUACAAGGCAGUUCAGGAACUGAACAUUGGUUUCCUUAUCCACAUCCAGACACCCACUUGGCACAGCUGGAAUCCCAGAAUGCUCAAUUUCCAAACGAUUUUAAUUAAUUGCUUUGGAUUCAGAACCCAGAUUCUCAUUCACAGGCAAGAACUGUACUGGAUUUUACAUCCCAGUGUCCCCUUCCUAAAUUCCUAUUGACAGGAAUGUGAGGAUUGGGCUGAUUCCACCAUUUCCCAUACAUUUCCCAUUUCAAUUUUCAAUUUCCCCACCCACUUUUUUAUGAGCCAAACAUAGGUCCUUGAGCCUCAGCCAAGCUUGGUGAUCCCUGAGAUUCCCAGCCAGUGUACUCAGUGGAAAACUAGACUGAACCCAGAGAGUGUUUAAUGCAGCUUUGCACAUAGAUUUUAAAAUGUCUACUAACCUCCCUAAAUUUUCACCAGCCUGUCCAUGCUUAGCCUUAAUGUCUAGUAGCACAUUCACUGCCUCCUAAGGAUUUUCCCCAUGUCACAUACUGACCAUCCCAUUUUUUCUACCUCCCUAUCUACCUUAGUCAUUCCACUCUUUCCAAGCCAUCUUCCCUUAUAGCUCAUGUAUCUAUCUGAAUGAGCAGUCCCAAGUUUCCUUAACCAGUGAGUCAGACAUCUCCAAGAUGAUGGGAAGUGGCUCAGUGCAUUCCACCCAUGCAAAAUAGGCUUCUAGGAGCCACUGAGUCUCACUUGGGGGGCUACUUUUCAUGGGAUUUCUGGCAGCCUUAACUAGCCACCCUAACCAGACUCUUGAGUAGGAGAACAGCUUUGUUAACUUUCAUUUGUCUCUGCUGGUUAUGAGGCCAGCUUGGCAAUGUGCUCUGAUGCUCACAUCUAGCAACAGUCCAAGCCUUUCUGUCAUACUUCAAGACCUGGCAGAGCACAGGACCCAAACUUAGAUCUGACAAGAUUUCCAUCUUGGAGCAACAACUUGUUUCAUUUCACCUGAACAUCUAAAUAGACUUGAAAACGUUCCUCUGUACCCCACAUCAUCCUGCUCAACCCUACUGAGUGCUUUUCAGUAAGUUACCUAAAGUCAUUGGUCUCCAUUCCCUUUUGGCUGAAUGUUAGUGAUGUUUAUGUUAUUGAUUUAACUUGUUCUUCAUGCUUUGGUCUGAAAUGAUGUUGGAAAGGUUCAGUUUUCCUCAUUAAGUGGCAGGGAGGGCAUGCUGUUUGGAGAAAUACUGCCAUCUCAGAGAGGACUCUUACCCUGAAAAAUCAAAAGGGAUCCUUUGGGGCAAAAUCCAAAUCCUAACACACAGAAUAAGAAAAUACAAUAGACAGUCUUCAUGGGAUGAGGCCUGGAUCAAGUUUGGGGUUUUUAACCAUUCCACUGCACUAUUGCUGGGUUGACUAUUAAUUUGGGGGUGAAGCACUGCAGGUGGAAAGAUACCAGAUGCCUUCUACGCUACCCCCUUCAGGUGGCACAGAACCCCAGGGUAUCUAGAUACCAUCUGGGACUACUUGCUCCUUGGUGAGGGUGGGGAUGUGUGGCUCCACUGCUCUCAAACAUGUCACCAAGAAACCCCCACCAACUCCAUGAAGAGCUGGAGACCUAAGAAUAAAGGAUUACCAACCCCAGCCAAUUUGCCUUACCAUCCCAAGGAGCGUGGGAAGAGAGAAGCCUUGGCCCCUCUCCUCUGCCAGCCCAGCUCCAAGUAAGCAACUCCUUUCUCCUCCACAUGAGAGAGGCUUUGAAAUCUGAUUUUUAGUAUAAUACUCUUUUCUAUUUCUUGCAUGCAGUUGUACAUGAUCAUUUAUUGUUCUAAUGGAAACCUCUGGACAGUGGGUUUUUUAAAGGGGUUAAAAAUAUUAAAUGUAAAUACUGACUUGGUUUUGUUUUUAGCAUUCUAAUUUGUAACUAGGGUUUUUUGUUUGGGGUUUUUUUAUUUUAAAGAAACUACUAUUUUGGAAUGUUGUUUCUCUCUUUUUUCCCCAAAUGCCUUUAAGUAUUGUUAACAUUCCCAAGGCAGAGAACUGCCUGAAUUGUGGGAGGGAUUGUACAACGACAUAAUCAAGAAUUUUUUAUUCUCUUCUCCCCCAUCCCUCAUCCUAACUUCUUCUCUCUCCAAAUUCUCUCAUUUUGAAGUACCUGUUCACCCUCUGCCUGCUUGGUUUACCAAGACAUGCCUUUAUAGUACUGGGUUUUUAAUUGGAUGUAGCUUUUGGAAAAAUUAGGAAUGAAGCUGGGAGCCCCUUUGUGAAAUCCUUUCCGUCAAUGUGUGAUUUUCUCAUCUUUCCUUACCUGUUUCUAAUGCCAGAUCACAGACACUACCAAGAAGACUGGGAAAAUGAGAAAAUAACUUACAUACUUGAAACUAAAUAUUAACCAGUAUUGUAGCAUUCAUUUCCCCUGCCUGUCAUACCUCCUAGGGUCACUCAGAUUUUAGCAGGUUUUGCCAUUAACACUCUCAAUCCCCAUAACCACUUAGGCCUCCAAAGUACCUAUAAACUGACGCCAUUUCUACCAGGGCCCUCUGUUCCAAAGUUUUGAUCCCCUCUGUGAUGAACAUCCCACAGUUGGCUGACCAUUGGUGGCUGACCAUUUUCAAAAAUUUCCCCUAGUAGGCCUUCCUUUAUCAGUGAAAAACCAUCCCUAGAGUGUGCCAAUUCAUUCAUGUGGUGUUUUUUGUGGGGGUUGGGGCAAUUAGGGUUAAGUGAUUUGCCCAGGGUCACAUAGCUAGUAAGUUUCAAGUGUCUGAGGCUGGAUUUGAACUCAGGUCCUCCUGAAUCCAGGGCUGGUGCUUUAUCCACUACAACACCUAGCUGCCCACAUUCAUGUGUUCUUAAUAUCCGUUUAAGAUAUUGGCUUCCUCUUACUGUCCUAUCCUCAUGGUUUUUGACUGGGCAAAAAGCCUGUUUGUUUUCUUCCUACCUCUUUGUCUCCAAUUUCCUUAUACCCAAAUAUCCUCACCCUCUUGUAGCUUGUAUACCCUCAUCUUCCUCUCCUGACUUACCUAACUCUGUCCUACUUAGUCCCAAUUCUCCAGAAUCCCCCAUCUCUGUUAAUGAUAGUUCACAUUUAGAUAGUGUUUUAAGCUUUACAAAGUGUUUUCCUCAUAACAAUCCUGUAAAAUAAGUAAAUGUGAUUAUUUCAAUUUUACAGAUGAAGAAACUGAGGCUCAAAGUAAUUAAAUGACUUACUCGGGAUCACACAACAAGUAAAUAUAGGAGCUAAGAUUCAUGCCCAAGUCUUCUACCUUCCUCUACACUAUACUUCCUUCCUCUUGUCUCACUAGAUCUAUCAAUCCACACAACAGCUGUACCCACUUUUUAUCCACUGAUGCAUCUUUCUAUACUUAAAGUAGAGACCCUUUUCUGUGCGGAGGCCCUAAACCACGGACUGUAUUCCCUACCCUAGAUACAAAAGCACCUAUAGUCCUAAGGUUCAGUAGACUCCCCUAGGAUAUUAUGUUGGCUCUGUCACUGACUUGGUGUGACUAUGGGCAGGCAAGUCACAUGAUUGCUCUGUAUGUCAAUUUCCCAGUCUACAAAAUGGAGAUAAUAAUCCCUUUCCUUUCUACAUGAAGGUUCAUAGGAUGCAAUUCAGUUCCCUAUAACAAACAUUCAUUAAACAUCUACUGUACAGAAGACUCUAUGUCAACGGAGUGAUAUUUAGAAAGGCUACUUUGAAAAGUGAUAUUAUUGCCCUAUUUCUUUACAUAAAGUAUAUACAUGCUGUACAUGCACCUUGUAUAUACAGCUGACAUAAUGUGUAUCUGUAAGCUAUCACCACAUAGAUACAUUUGCUUUCUGCAUCACAUAAUUCAUCCAACUGAAGUGCCCAAACCCCCUUCAUUUCUGCUCCACUUUUCUUCUCAUUUACUCCAAACCAACUGUGUUUGAUGAGUGCAUAAUGUUAGAGGUCCAAACUCACUGGUUCUACUUGUACAUCCAUCCUAUAUCUCUUUCCCCACCACCACCUUAAUUCAACUCAACCUUACUCUAACACCCACCCAUCCAUCUAUCCAGCUAACACAUUAGCAUGGAACCCUGCUAAUUCUGCCUGCACAUACACAAUAUCUCCAGUAGACUUGUCCUAUAUAUUUAUCUCACACAGAAUAUGGAUAUGAACAGUCUUACACAAACUACAUACCCAGGAACUUCACCCAUGGUAGAUAUUCCACAGUGCUACAAACUCAUCAAGCAUACACAGUACCUUCUAACAUAAUAAACUCAUAAAUAAUGUAUGUUUCAAGUAUCUGUGCACACUCCACAUAAUAAGCAUGUACACACACACAAUGAAUAGAAUUAUUAAAGAACAGAAAAAUCACUCAUGAAGAAUUUAAAGGUCACCAACUCCUACCCCUCCACUAAUCAAACCUUUAGACCAUAAAAAUCAUUUCCUUGGUGCCUUGAUUUCUAUAGGCACAUGUAGUAGGGGCCAUGAAGCUCAUUAUCUUUGUAGAGGAUUCAUUCCACCUUGGCUGAAUGAGUUCCUACUUCUCCCCAGCUCUCCUAGAAUCCAUAUCUCCCAGGAAGGGUACACUUACCUGACCCCUCCUAGUUGCUAGAGGUAAAAGUUCAGAACUCUGAACCCUUUGCUCCAAAUAUUAGAAUCUAAAGUUUUCUUAACACUCAAACCAGAGAAUACUUUACUCUUGUAGUCCCCAGACCCAAGCCCUGAAUAAAAUUGUUCAACUCCUGUCUUAAACACAACUUUACUUUCAGGGCCCUUUUAUAACCAGAGGUCACCUUUAUCUACUUGGGCACCCCUUGUCAAGGUAGAGCAAAGGAGAAAAAAGCUUUAAUGUCCUCAUCCUUUUCAAGGCUUUCCUUCUCUUCUUGCUACAUAUCUCACCUUCCUUGCCUCCAGCUAGAGAGCUGAACUGAACCAAAUACCUAAACAAAAUCCAAGAAGAACCCAAAACAUCAUUUUAUUUUUACAGAAUCAUUAUUUUUUUUAAAAAGUCUAAAACCAGAAAUGAACUUGCUUAAUCUCUAAAAUUUCUAUUGAUCCCAAACAUCAGAUUAAUUUCUCAUUUAGUGAAAUAUUAUCUUUGUCAUUUUAUAUAUGAGGAAACUGAGGCAUAAAGAGGAGAGGGGGUAGGAGUUGAUUUGCCCAAGGUGACAAAGCCAGUAAAUAGCAAAGCCUAGUCUCCUGAUUCUAAGACCAGCGAUCUCUUAAACCUGUUCCCUCAUCUGUAAAAUUAAGAUAAUAGUUCCUUACUUAACCCACAGGAUAGUGAGAAAAGCACUUUGGUUACUUCAUACCACCAUAUCCGUGUGACCUACCAUUAUCAUUACCUUUGAACUGACACAAUAUGUCAUUUGGGUUAAGUCCCUACUUCUAGCUAAGCACACAUCUCCUGAAUCCCAACCACAACUUAUUUUUCUUUCUCUUCAUGAAGACAGUGUCUCUUCCAAAGUGACCCUGGGGGCAGCUAGGUGGCACAGUGGCUAGAGCAGCGGCCCUGGAUUCAGGAGGACCUGAGUUCAAAUCCGGCCUCAGACACUUAACACUUCCAAGCUGUGUGACCCUGGGCAAGUCACUUAACCCCAAUUGCCUCACCAAAAAAGAAAAAAACAAAGUGACCCUGGCCUAACUUCUACUUAGCCUCCCUCUUGAUCCCACAUACCACUAUAGAGUGCCCAGAUUCAUCCCUCAAGUCCAAUUGCCCUUCUACCCUUUAGUAUCUGCAGUCAGCCUCCUCUACCCCAAUGUCUAGACUUCCCCAGCCGAGCCCAUGUACACCAAGAUCCCUAAGGAUCCUGAAGCAUUUUCACAUCUAGCAUCCAUCCCAUAUUUUGUCUUUACUCCCCAAGAUCCACUUUUGGAAGUGCCUGAGUUAUGAAAUCUACUUUCUCCCUCAGUUUCUUCAGCCCAUCAAAAUGACUUUCUAAGCAUAAACACUCCCUUUUCCAAUGCAAAUCAUAAUCUCUUUGCACCUUAGUAGAUAAUUUCAUGAGUGCUGUGGCCAAAAAUAUUUAUCAUCAGGUAACUAACUUUCCUGUGACAAGCCUUUCUGAACUAACCUGGUUGUCAUUUGACAGACACAACAGUCCCUUCUCCAAAUAUAUACCCAAAGUCUUUGUAGCAUAGUAAGCCCUGCUAGAGCUUGUCCUCAUUUGGAAUCCCCUUUCAGAACUCAUAUUCACUUCCACACUGCAUUUUAGUGGAGGAACUCCAAAUUAAUUUAAAGGAUUUUUGCUUCUAUGUCCCACCGCCCCACCCCCACCUUUUUUGUUUUGUUUUGUUUUGUUUUUUGGGGGGUGCAUUUUAUUUUUUUAGUUAGUUAGUUUCCAUGGACAUUGAAAUCUGCUUCCUUUCUAUCUUGUGUCAGGCUGGACUAGACCAACCUAGAAAAACUCCUGAUUGGAUUUUUCCUAAGGAUGUCCAACCUCAGCUGCAGCACUGCCAAGACCACUCCCUGACCCUGAUACAACCUGCAAAUCAUUGUGUUCUAGGUUUAUACCUUCCAUGUAGUUAUUUUAGGAGCUGGGCCAGGGGCUCCUAACUUACUCCUGCUCUCCAUGCAUCCUAGUAGCUCUACAGUGGAAUGAAUAUACGGGACUCAAAUUCAGCUCUAAGGCCGUCUGUUAAAUUCUCAUUUUCCACUCUGAAUCUCCUUACUUACUGUGCUCAGGAACAAGAAGCUUCUUGUCAAUUUCAUUUGGAGACUGGGUACUUCCCCAAAGGUUUGACGAUUCUACUUAAACAGGUCCUGCAAACUUAUGACUCCCACUACCUGAAGUACCUUUCCUAUUACCUAAACAAUUCCACCGUUCCUUAUCCCUCCCAGCACCUUUUGUAUUCCCAGCUCCCAUCCUUUUAUCUUUUUCACAGCUUACUUAUAUCCCUUCUUCAUAUCCUUUUUUGAUCAUUUUGCAAGCUUCCCUCUUCCCUUCCUUGACUGUCUCCUUUAUUCCUCUUCCCAGGUAGGAGUGUCCUUAAGCAAAAAUCUGGAGCACAUUUCUAGGGUUUCUGCCUAUUGGCUCCUGACAGUCUUUUGCUCUGCUCUUGUAUCCUGCCCUCUCAUUCAGGGUUUUGCUGGAACUGAAAUGUCAUCAACCUCCUGUUAAUGUGAUCACUGGUAAAGGUUUAUUGAUUACUCCUGUCAGGAGUAUUUAGGUUUGGGAAAGCCUUCAAGACUCAAAAGAAUUAAUUUUAAUGGUGAUUUUUUUUCAGGCAUCCAUAGGUAGAUGGAAAGCUAUUCUCAGUCAAAGGAUCCUGUCAAGAUCCCAACAAACCAAUAUUACAUAGGAGGAUGCCUUGUCUGCCUACAAAAAUCAACCUUAUUCCCGGCCUAGGAAAGAGUCUCUGUCUUUACACAACACAAAAUGGAUUCUUUAGCUCCUCCUCUCUUUUCCUUCCAGCUCUGCUUGUUAUCUGUAGCUAAAGGCUUGAAGAAAGGGCAUUUGGGUUUUCUCUUAAUGGUCUCAAAGAAGGAGAUGAAAUGAUCAAUCUUAGUAGUGCCCAAAGAUAUUUUUUUUAGUUCUCUAAUAAAAUAUUCUGAGUUGGCUCCUACCUCUGAUAGCCAGAGUUUAAGCUGGUAGGUGCUGCAUUCAAUAGCAGGAGGGGCCAAGUCAGAGCCAGCAGGGAACUGUAAAGAGAGGGCAGCCGUGAGCAAAAAAAUAGAGAUUCAAAUCAAAAGCCACUCAUUUGCCACUGUGACAUAUUAUGAGUGGAGUGACCAUUAUUAUGAUCAGUUUGUGAGAUAGCAUGGUAAAAUAUAGUAGACAGCAUUGGACUAAAAAUCAAGAAACCUAGGUUCUAAGUACUAGCCCUGUCCAUAAUUCAUUGUGUUUAAGGCAAGUCUCUUGUCCUCUGUGGGCCUGAGUUCUUCAUCUGUAAAAUAAGAAGAUUGAGCCAAGUAAUCUAUCCCCAAGAUCUACCCGAUGUGAAGAUUCAGUGAUAAGAUUUGAUAAAUUCUGGAGUCUCAGAGCAUCUGUCAUAUUUGCAUAUGUUCCCACUGGGAUUAACAUAGGCAACUGGAACAGUGUGCUCCUGAUUCAUACUUCUACCUUUGCUAUAUAGGUCUAAUGUGCUCCUCUAGUCUGUGCCUUAGUUUACCUGCCUGCAAAAUUAGGGAUACUUCCCAGUCUCACAGAGGAUUGUAAGAAUUAAUGAUUGAGAUUAGGGGAACAUCUGGAGUAAAUGGUUUAGAAACCUCCCUAAAGUGAAGGAUUUCUCAUAAUUUGAGUCUCCUCUAGAAACUUGGCCAUCCUUAACCUUGGGUUAAGAGAGAAUACCAUAUGACAACUAGGAUGGUAACAUUGGUUUUGUCAAACUGAAGAAUGACAGGGGUGCUUUUGGAGACAAAAAAAUGCACCAGAGGAAUAGCAGAUACGGGGAGCUUCUGAGGCAUGUUUCUCAGGACUGACUUUCAGGUAAUAGAAGUGGUAAUAGAUGGCCAACUGGUUUGCUGAAGAUCAUUGUUCCAAUUAUUAGAAGGGACAGUUCUAAAGGCUAAAUUUCCAUGUGUUUUCCCUGAUACCUGAGAACAGUGAGACCUCACUUUUGUAUAUUAUCAACUAGUGAAACAAGUUUUUGGCACCCUCCUGCACAGGGCCUUAUGAAAAAGUUAGGGGGACAGCACUUUCUACAGAGCUUAUCUGUCUAGGGAAUGGAGUACAAUCUUUGGAAGCAGUGUGGAGAUUGCCAAAUCUGAGAUCAGAUGACACACAAAAAUCUCUGGAUUCUGGUUGACCAUAACAGUACUAACCCCAUAAGUGGGUUGUAUUAGAUACCUUCUAAUACCAAAAAUGGGGACAACAUAGUAGGGGCAGAAUGUGUAAAAUUCGAGAGGAUGGAGCUUGUCCCUAUGUUCUCAAAGACUUUGAAAAGACUCUAAGGUACCAACAGUGAUGGGCCUGGGAAACUUACUGAUCUGGGAUCUGAGGAGCUUCCUUACCCUAGGUUGUGUCAUUAUCCAGACAGUGUCUGGAUUCUGGCUUGAGAUUGAUCUCUCCUGUCUGGUCUAAGACUACUUCUAGAAAGGGUAAGUGAGGCUGGGUGAAAAGUAAGGCAAAUUUGGAAAGGGAAAGUACUAGUUGAGGGCUAGUGAAGCAUAGGGAUCAAUACGAUCUCUGUGGGUCUAUGAGAUUUUUUGGUAACUAUCUCUCCUUUGCCAGGGCUUUCAAAUCUCUACCAUGUGCCCUGGGCAAUUGAAAUAAACUCAAACUUAACCUCUGUUCUAAUUUAUUUUUCAUAUCCUCCCAGGAGGCCUUGUGAGACAUCUUAGAUCAUUGCCCAAAAUGGCUCAAAAAACCUCAUUUGAGGUUUGACACUGCCUCAUUUCCUUCAGGAUCCUCCCUAUACCAGCAGAUACUGUGAAACUGCCUUCCCAAGUUCAGCCUAGGAAAAAACGAGACAGCUUCAGUCUGUGUCCCUUUUAGAACAUAAUAUGGUCAAGAGAAAUCCCUGCCCCUCAUGGGAAAGUUCCCUGAGUGGAGGGGGAAAGGUCUGGAGUAUCUUCAGAUUUAGCUGUUUCCGUGUAACAAUGAGCAUUCCAAGUUGAAAUGCUCUCUCCUCUGACUCAUGUCUUCAAAGGUUUCUUUCCCAGGACCAGAUGCUAUGAUGACCAUGUUCUAAUCCACCAGCUGUCCCUUCUCCCUGUUUCUUAUUUCAUACAUUGGAAUUGCUGUACAGUGUAUACUUAUAAAGGGUUUUUAAUGGUUGUAGAUCUGAAAUAAAGUUAUGUCACAAGAGCUGUUUAAAUGAACUC
Messenger RNA from Dromiciops gliroides (monito del monte), 16476 nucleotides. It is a transcript of the gene MTCL2, whose product is annotated as suppressor of glucose, autophagy associated 1. Gene Ontology annotation, biological process: insulin receptor signaling pathway; regulation of autophagy. The record is from RefSeq and is a predicted model, not a curated record. Lineage: Eukaryota; Metazoa; Chordata; Mammalia; Microbiotheria; Microbiotheriidae.